This is a messenger RNA of Lathyrus oleraceus (garden pea), 858 nucleotides long. RefSeq lists its product as uncharacterized. The record is from RefSeq and is a predicted model, not a curated record. The transcript has 2 exons. Lineage: Eukaryota; Viridiplantae; Streptophyta; Magnoliopsida; Fabales; Fabaceae. Bases 17 to 652 code for a protein of 211 amino acids.
CAUUCUCAAUCCCAUUAUGUUUCAUCAAAAAUUAAAGCAUAGUUUCCUAUACAACUCUUUAACUAAGUUUCUCUUUAAGCAUUUUCUUUCUAUUCCUAUUAUGGCCACUGUUGAGGUUGUAUCUGCAAAGACUGCACUCUCGGACGACACCACCGGGUUAUUAUUGAAAUCUGAUGAGAAAACCACUGAAGAAGUUCUUGAGAGUCCAAUUGCACCAGCAGCAUCAGAAACCAAUGAAGAAAAAGAAGAAGAAGCUGUAGUAGAAUCUUCAGCUGCAGAAGCAAAAGUACCUGUGAUUGAAUCUGAAACUAAAGAGGUGGUAGAAGAAACUGUGACUGUGAAACACACAGAAGAGGAAACAAAGAAGGAAGAAGAAACUGAGAAAGAGGAACCUGUUGAGGAAACAAAAGAAAAUGCUGAUUCUGUUGUUGAUGUUAUUCAGGAACCACCAACUGCAGAAUCUGAGACAGUAAAAAAUGUUGUUAAGGAUGAGAAUGUGAUAGAUGAGCCUGAAACUAAGGACAGUGUUAACACAGAAGAAGCACCAAAAGAGAAAGCCGAGGAGAACGUUGAGAAAGAAGAAGCCAUAGAUGAAAAGAAAGAGGAGGAAGUGAUCACCAACAGUGAGGCAGAAAUAGAGAAGAGUGAGUAAGGAAAAAUGUGAAGUAUAUGAAACUGUUUAAGUUUCAUGUGUUGUUGUUGAAUGUGUUUUUGUUGUUACUUGUUUGUUAGUGGUGUAAUAAAAUAGCUAUAGUAUUACUACUAGUAGCUAAAUCUAAAUGCAUGUUGCUAUGUGUGUGAUUCUGCAUAAUUGUUUUGUAUGGUAAUCUGUUCAAAUAAAUAUUUAGAUUAUUUGUA